CCGCGUCGACCGCACGUACUUAAGGUCUCUUGUUUAAGACGGUGCUCUUUGUGUUAGUAUUUCGCGGACAAUUAUAUAUUCUGUGUGUACUAGCUUUGUUUAGCAAUACCACCCAGCAUCCACUCUCUGAAUCUGAUGGGACUUGAGGGAAUGAGGCAAUGAGCCAAUAAAAACGAUGAGCUGGCUUCUGGGUUCUUAGGUUUAAACAAUGCAGAAAAUGGCACACACUAAUUUGGCUGCAACGCGGUCGAACACACCCGACCAGGAACGGGAGCGUGCAACUGAUAACGGACACAUGCCCAAACCACUCACGACUGGAAUUUAUCCCACCAGCUCAUCUAGAAAUGCUCAAGCGACAACAAUGGCUCUCGAACAGUACCGACUGCAGCUCUACAACUAUGCCUUGAAUAUUGAGAGAUUCCGUUGUCCGCCAUAUGUAAAUGGAAAUGGUGCUGGAGCUGGAUCUAAUACGCCCUGGAUUCAUAUGAACCCGUACGGAGCCCAGAGCACCGGUACAGGUGUCAACAGAAUGACCGCGCUUUCGACUAUUUCACUGUUUCCCCAGUCGCAGCGCAUUUUUCAACCCGAGGAGCCUAAGCCACAGCACAGCUAUAUUGGACUGAUAGCAAUGGCAAUUCUCAGCUCAACGGAGAUGAAGUUGGUCCUCUCAGACAUUUACCAAUACAUUUUGGAUAACUAUUCGUAUUUUAGAAGCCGUGGGCCGGGUUGGAGAAAUUCCAUCAGGCAUAAUCUGUCGCUAAAUGAUUGCUUCAUUAAAUCGGGACGCAGCGCAAAUGGCAAGGGUCAUUAUUGGGCAAUCCAUCCGGCCAACAUGGAUGAUUUUCGCAAGGGUGAUUUUCGGCGCCGUAAGGCCCAGCGAAAAGUGCGAAAACAUAUGGGUCUGUCAGUUGAUGAUGCCAGCACUGACUCGCCCAGUCCCCCACCGUUAGACCUAACAACGCCUCCUCCGCCAAGCUCACAGGCUACAAUACAAUUAGCCGCACUUAGCUAUCCUUAUCACCAGAACUAUAUCGGGCAGUUCUUCAAUCGAAAUUCAGACACAGCUCAGCCACAUUACUCCGUAUCACAUCCGGUCCAGUCGGUCCAGCGGCAUCCCCAUUGCCUGGAACCAUCAAUUCAACAAGCACAUCAACAAAUUGCGUAUAUUAAUUCUACGACAACGACAACAAUAGCAAACAUGUACUCGCAAACACGAAAGCGUCAGUUCGACGUAGCCUCGUUACUAGCACCUGAUGUCCAGAUCGUUGAUAUCGUAUCUGAAGAUCAAGAGUCUUCGCCAGCGUCCAAUACUGCAACAGCUACGCGGACAACAACGCAAACUCAGCAUACGGUCAUCACGAAGCAAACCAUACACCGUGAAGUGGUUGUAGGAUUGGAGCAGCCCGUUCCUGAUACUGAUAUUGACGCAGAUAUCGACGUUGAAGUUAAUGUUGAUGUGGUAGAUGAUAGUAAUGAUCCCGAUCCUGAUCUCGACCCGGAUGCGGAUUUGGAUAUGGAUGCGGAUGAGUCCGAAAAGACAACAGAGGCUUUAAAACAAGUUUUCUCUGUCGAUGACAAUAACUCGUACCUAAGCGAUUGUAGGCGUUCAUCUUUUGAUGCCGAUCCUGAUACUGAAGACCUUGAGCCGCACAACUACUCCAUUCCUAGUACAGCAGCAAGAUCUUUGGGCAGCAGUAGUAGCCAACAUGAGGAAUCUAACUCUUUGGAAGAAUGUCCCACCGCUUCUUCCGGCACCACAAUCACACCCAAUGAUCGGGUAAAUUCCACGCAUUCGGCACAUCUGGGAGUAUCGAUUCCCAAGGCAUACAUAGAGCUGAACCACGUCGAUCCACAUAUACUGAGUAGAUAUUAUGGAACAUAUAUGGCGGCUGCAGCUCGACGUGCUAGUCUGGAGGCGUCCAGAGAAAAAGCAACAACUACCCCUCCACCGACCAUCGAAAUAAUCUCACAUAAGUAAAUAAAAGAUGCGCUACAACAUACAAUUAAAGUACGAAUAAGUAUCUGUACAUAUAUAAAUGGAUGAAAAAAAAAAAAAACACUUUAAGCCCACCCUGAAAUACCCAAGUCAUACUCAUACAUAUAAUAUACCAUACAUGCAUACGUAU
Molecule: messenger RNA, 2126 nt
Organism: Drosophila subobscura
Lineage: Eukaryota; Metazoa; Arthropoda; Insecta; Diptera; Drosophilidae
Gene: fd102C
Product: forkhead box protein K2
Exons: 2
Coding region: 209-1978 (589 amino acids)
Biological process (GO): anatomical structure morphogenesis; cell differentiation; regulation of transcription by RNA polymerase II
Molecular function (GO): DNA-binding transcription factor activity, RNA polymerase II-specific; RNA polymerase II cis-regulatory region sequence-specific DNA binding
Source: RefSeq, a predicted model, not a curated record